UCAAUUUGUGUGUUCGAGGAUAGAUAGGGGAAGCAUUCAUUCAUGUGCAAGCGAGACAGUGCAGAUGUGUGUGUACCCAUGUGUCCUGGUCGAUUAGUGAGUGAGCAGAGCGUGAUCAGCCAUGCAGCUCCAUUGAUCAUUACCAGCCUCCUGGUCGACACUCUGGACCCACCAUGGAGUCGGGGAAGCAGCUAACAGGUACUUUGGCCAUCGCUGUGUUCACAGCAGUGCUGGGAUCCCUGCAGUAUGGCUACAGUCUGGGAGUCAUCAACGCACCCCAGAAGGUGAUUGAAAAGCAUUAUGCGCGAUCGCUUGGGGUGUGGACGGAGAGGGCUGCCGUCCUGUCAGAAAACGGCACGGAAGAAGGAGAGGUGGAACGACACCCUUCCGUGAUCAUGUACUGGUCAUUGUCUGUGUCGAUCUUCUCCAUUGGUGGCAUGUUGUCCUCCUUCCUGGUGGGAUUUGUGGGAGACCUGAGAGGAAGGGUAAAGGGCAUGUUAAUGGUAAAUGUUCUGGCUGUGGCUGCCGGACUGCUGAUGGGUCUUUGCAGGAUGUGGAAGCCUCACCUCAUGGUCAUUGCAGGCCGUGCCGUGAUGGGCUUUUACUGCGGGUUGACGUCCGGGCUCGUGCCGAUGUACGUUGGGGAGAUUUCUCCCAAAGCUUACAGAGGGGCUCUGGGAACAUUACACCAGCUGGCUAUUGUCACUGGCAUCCUGAUCAGCCAGGUAAUAGGCUUGGACUUCAUACUCGGUAAUGACAAUAUGUGGCCCCUGUUGCUUGGUCUGUCGGGAGCUCCGGCAGUACUGCAAUCACUCCUGCUUCCUCUGUGCCCCGAGAGCCCGCGGUACCUUUACAUUCUGCUGGGCAAGGAGCAAGAGGCUCGAAAAAGUCUGCUUCGUUUAAAAGGAGCAUAUGAUGUGACUCCUGAUCUGGAAGAGAUGAAAAGAGAGAAGGAGGAGGCAGACAGAGAGCCCAGAGUCUCCAUCCUUUCUUUGAUCCGCUCCUCUGUGUACAGACAGCAGCUGGUUGUUGCCCUCAUGAUGCACCUCUCCCAACAGUUCUCUGGAAUCAAUGCGAUCUUUUACUACUCUACGGAUAUCUUCGAUCAAGCCGGUGUGGCCCAGCCGGUCUACGCCACCAUCGGAGUCGGAGUCAUCAACACGAUCUUCACUCUGGUGUCCGUUGCCCUGGUGGACAAGGCUGGCAGGCGCACCCUGACUCUGACUGGUCUGGGAGGGAUGUGUCUGUGUGCGGUUGCCAUGACAGUUGGUCUCAAAUUCCAGAAAGAAAUCCUGUGGAUGAGCUACGUCAGCAUGUCAGCUAUCUUCCUCUUCGUGAGUUUCUUUGAAAUCGGUCCUGGUCCCAUUCCGUGGUUCAUAGUCGCUGAGCUGUUCAGCCAGGGACCUCGGCCUGCUGCCAUUGCUCUCGCUGGCUGCUGCAACUGGACCAGCAACUUCAUCAUAGGCAUGACCUUUCCCUAUAUACAGAAGUAUUUGGGUUGUUACGUGUUUGCUCUGUUUGCCGUGCUGCUUCUCAGCUUCACCGUGUUCAUUUAUCUUCGGGUUCCUGAGACCAAGGGGAAGUCCUUUGAGGAGAUCGCCGCCGUCUUCAAGAAGGGACGGAAAAAGUCGAAUCCUGAGGAUGAGACUGAGAUUCAGCAUCUCAAAACGUCCACAAGUGCUUGAAACAGCAGCAACAAGUUUAUGCAGUCUGUUUGUGUGUGUGUGUGUGUGUGUGUGUGUGUGUGUGUGUGUGUGUGUGUGUGUGUGUGUGUGUGUGUGUGCAUCAGUCAGUAUUUUAAAUGCCAAGUGUUUAUAUACAUUUAUCCUUUCAGGGGUUAUGAUAACUGAGAGAGGGAAGAAAAGGGGGACACAUUUUACACAAGAUAUCAUGUUUUCAUUAUGUAAAUAUAGGAGCUACAUAUAUACAGAAGUGAAUUAUGAUAUCAUGUUUCCGUUAUAUGGUAUAGUGUUUACUCACUAUAUAAACAUUUUUUGCAGUAUUACCACUUGAUGGUUAAUCUGUCACAAGUUGAUAUUGGAUCACAUCACUAUUUGUAUGCAGAAAGGGGUCGCUUGUUUCAUUGACCCUACAGAGAAUCAUCUGUGGGCAGCUGUUUACCAUCUGAGUAUGCCAUGUCACAGUUUGUUUACAGCUUGUUUCUGGUGCCCCCGAGUGGCCAAAAAAAAAAAAAAAACACAGUUACUGUUUGUUUCCCACUGAACAUGCAUUUAAAAAAACUACAGCUGUAGAAUUAGUGAACCGGGAGUCUUCGAAUUUGCAGAGUGCUGAAGAAAAGAGACAAUAAAGUGUUGUAUGUCAAAA
Acanthopagrus latus (yellowfin seabream) is the source of this 2325-nucleotide messenger RNA. RefSeq names its product solute carrier family 2 member 2 (gene slc2a2). The record is from RefSeq and is a predicted model, not a curated record. Gene Ontology annotation, molecular function: hexose transmembrane transporter activity. The transcript is spliced from 12 exons. NCBI's taxonomy places the organism in Eukaryota, Metazoa, Chordata, Actinopteri, Spariformes, Sparidae. Gene Ontology annotation, cellular component: membrane; brush border. The coding region runs from base 174 to 1685 and encodes 503 amino acids. Gene Ontology annotation, biological process: monosaccharide transmembrane transport.